Messenger RNA from Phytophthora infestans T30-4, 1386 nucleotides. RefSeq lists its product as uncharacterized. Gene Ontology annotation, molecular function: protein binding. The transcript has 3 exons. The coding region runs from base 1 to 1386 and encodes 461 amino acids. The record is from RefSeq and is a predicted model, not a curated record. Lineage: Eukaryota; Oomycota; Peronosporomycetes; Peronosporales; Peronosporaceae.
AUGUCCGAACCGUGUGAUUCGGCUCUCGUUUUCCCACCAUGCGCCUCAUUCGAAAAGCCCCACGAUCUGGACAUUGUGAGGAAAAUCGUUGAGCGUGAGGGCUGUCUUGAGGCACUACAGCAGCUACUUGGGGCAGCGAGUAAGCCGCAACAGCCUCGAAUCUCCGGGAUAUCCAAAGCUCCGAUAGUUUUCCAGAGUGUGAUCGACCAACUUCGCUCCGUGAGUGUGCAGAUUGUCGAGGACAUCGACCAGUGGCAGCAAAUGCAGAAAGCUAAAGCGCAGGCCAUAGCCUUCAAAUGGCGCGGUGUUAACUACUUGCUCAAGAUGACAGCCGACUUGGACUUCCUCACAUCCUUCAGAGGCGUGGCUCUCCUCGAGUCUCUUCAAGUGCUACGGCUGAUGCAGAAUCCGUUUCUUGCUCACAUGCACCUAGACCACCCGAUACUUCGCGAGAGCGACCCUGAAUCAGCAGUCCAAGUGUUUGGAAACUGGGUCGGCGAUGUCAGUAUACGGCGUGUAUUCUCUGCGUCAAAGCUGCUACUCCGUGAACGGGAGGCAGAAACCCGUCGUCGACUGGAGCAAGCGCCUGAACAGCGUUAUCCGUUGAGUACGGAUGAAGUUAACAACGAUUCCGCUGCUGUAGCCCCGAUCAAAUCACAGCAAAGAACGUCGUCAACAAGAGCAAAGGUUCGCUAUCUCAACCAGGACCAUAGUGAAACGUCACUCGGAACCGCUCCUGCUUCAACUAGCUCGCGAGAAGCUGCAAUGCGUGAGGAUAUUGCACUGAGCCGAGAGUUUAUUGCCCAAGCGGAACGCGAGCUAGGCGCCAUGCGAGAUGACCUCGCCGCUCUACAAGCACGUCUCGACGAUACAAUUCUUCCCGACAAACGUCGACGACUACAGGUCCGGAUCGGAAGUCUCGUCAACGACUUCAAAUUCCGUUCAGGAGAUAUGUACCAACGUAGAAACGACCUCAAACGCAAAGAAACUAUUUACCGCACGAUUAGAGAGCGCCGGGGAUCGGAGAAGACUUACUCUCAACUGUUCGAGGCAGCUUUAUUGGAGGACGAGCAGGUGCGUAACGACCUCGUACUGCGUGUGAAUGCGUCACUGUCUAAAGCGAGAGUCGAUGAGCACAAGCGCGGUGCUGCGUCGUCUACCCCAAACAUUGAGCAGUGGGGAGUUCGCGAGGUGCAAAGCUUCCUGGACUCGCUGGGGCUAGACGACGGCAGCUACGGUGCCGACUUCCGAGAUCAGGGUAUUGACGGCGCACUUAUUGCUCAGGCAACUGACCGCGACCUUGAAGAGCUUGGGGUCAACAUUCGCCUUCAUCGAGUUCGCAUCUUGACCGAAUGCAACAUGAAACGAGACCCUAGAAAUGGAUAG